Molecule: messenger RNA, 1142 nt
Organism: Dufourea novaeangliae
Lineage: Eukaryota; Metazoa; Arthropoda; Insecta; Hymenoptera; Halictidae
Product: death-associated protein 1
Exons: 3
Coding region: 107-415 (102 amino acids)
Biological process (GO): apoptotic signaling pathway; negative regulation of autophagy; cellular response to amino acid starvation
Molecular function (GO): death domain binding
Source: RefSeq, a predicted model, not a curated record
UCGUGCAAGUCAGUGUAAUUGUGAUUGGUGGUGCAGUGCAACAAGCGAAACGUUCCUUGAAGCGAAGCAAGCGCAAUAAUAUUUUCGUCUAUCAAUCGGUGUACAGAUGUCGAGUACCGACGAAUGCAAGCUGAAGGGUGGACACCCUCCUGCAGUAAAAGCUGGCGGUAUGAGAAUUACUCAGCAUAAAACACCAAAAGAGGAUCGUGAAAUGAAGCCAGUGAAAGAUGCUGACGAAAGUAAACCGUCGAGUAGUCCACCGAAAACCAUAAUGAUCAGUGGUGCCCCUGCAAAGGGAAAUGCAGACUUUCCUCCAGAAGCUGUGCAAAACUUCCAUGAAAAGCCUAUACCAACUCAUGAAGCACGUCCAAUUCAUUGUUCGCGUCCCAUCAUCAUCCAACAGCCCAGGAAAUGAACAACAUGUGGGCUUUAUAUCAGAGGGGCUAUAUUUGAAAACAGUAGCCUAUACAUAUUAAGUUUAAAAAAAGAAAAAAAAAAGAAUUAUAGAUAUACAUACAUGUAUGUACGUACUUAACAAGUUUCUUUGGGAUAUAAUAAUCGGCUGUGCAAACAGAAUUUUCUAAUACAAACACACAAUCUGUUUCCCAAGAAACUGUGGUUUUCUGUAACGCGAAACGAAGUACCUCGCGAGAGUUUAUUACUGUUAUUAAGAGAAGAAAGAAUUUAUUUUUGAUGCAGCGCCGCGUGAUUCCUGUAUCUGCAUUUAGGCGAACGAUCGACUCCGACUGAUCGGAUUAUCGUCCGUACAGACGCAACUAUUAAACUAUUAUAUCUGUACCACGCUGUUAUCUAUUUUGUAAUCACUUUAUUAGACGCGUUAUACUGUAGAGUACAUGUAACCGUCUUCGGGACCAGAACGCAUUUCAAGAUGUACGACUCGAGGAACUAAUAUUACUCCACUUUAUUUCGUUUUCGAGUUUCCCCAUCCUUGUAUUGUAGUCUACCUUAGAUAUUGUAGAAAUUCGGCCGAUCUCUGUAAAAUUUGCAAUUUAAUUGUCCUGAAAUCAAUGUACUGUACUAUCCUACGAGCAUAAUUGUCAACGGUGUAAAUGUUGAACGAGAUUCGUCACGUUGGCCACAGUUUGUAUGAGACUUAAAGGAAAUAAAUAUACGUUCUUAUA